Ochlerotatus camptorhynchus is the source of this 1335-nucleotide messenger RNA. RefSeq names its product leucine-rich melanocyte differentiation-associated protein-like. The coding region runs from base 392 to 1162 and encodes 256 amino acids. NCBI's taxonomy places the organism in Eukaryota, Metazoa, Arthropoda, Insecta, Diptera, Culicidae. Gene Ontology annotation, molecular function: protein binding. The record is from RefSeq and is a predicted model, not a curated record. The transcript is spliced from 4 exons.
UGCAGGAGGGAACAGUCGAGUCGAACUCGAAGCCAAGUAGCAAAAUCUCCAUAGUGAGUUCCAGUAGUUGGUUCAGAAAAGGCGUGCGCGCAACUCCCGUUGGCAGUUUGUGUUUGGUGAAAUCGGUUCAUAGUUGGUGUUUUGAAAGUGAUGCACGUUGUGAUCCCGGUGGAAUUUCGUCCGAUUUAUUUAGAUUCGUUCUGAGCAAGUGGUGGUGAAGUUUAGUUUUUCACUACGAACAUCCUCCAUUGCUGUUUGGAGGAGAGUGACCAUAUUUUUUUUUGAGACUCCGGUAAAACAAAAAGCCGUCAAAAUUCCGCUGUACAGGGAUCAUUCGUUGUACCUAUACAAGCUCGUUUAUAGAGCUAAUAGGAAGAGAAGAGCCAAGGCAAUGCAUACCAUUGCGUAUAACGCCAAAUUCUUCAUCGAGAACUACUCGCAGGCGGACGACGAUGACGAGCUGUACCUGAACUACGAUUGGUCGUCGGAUUCAAUGUCGAUGAAAAGCAACCUGAGUAGUUCCAGUCAGUACAACGAGAUGGAGGGAAGCGGAGAGCGCCUGUCGUUGGCGUACGAGAAGCUGUCGAAAAUUCCGCGCAAAAUUGCGGAGAAGUUCUCCAAGACGACGACCAUUCUGGAUCUGAGCUACAACGAUAUCAAAGAUCUCUCCUUCCUCAGCCACUUCCGCCAACUGAACACGCUCAUCCUGGACCACAACCCGCAGCCGGACGAGAAAACCCUUCCAUCGUUGCCAAACCUGUCCCUGUUGUGGCUCAAUCACUGUGAUAUCGACAACGUGCAAAAGUGGGUCUACCGGAUACGCGAUUGCUGUCCAUCGCUGCGAUACCUUUCGCUGAUGGGCAACCCCGGAGCGACGUCGUCCUUCAACGGAAACUCCACCCUGGAACACAACGACUACCGCAUGAUGGUGAUCAGUAUUCUGCCCCAGCUGCGCCAUCUGGACGACGUGGAAGUUACCUCCGCCCAGCGAGCUCAGGCCAAGCAGUACAAAUACACCUACAACAUCGGCCAGACGCCGUUCAAUAUCUUCGAGACCAUUGGCCGGGGACAGCAGAUGAGCCGAAAGGCGGCCCAGAGACGGCAACGGAAGAAGGAACAGGAACUGCAGCAGAAACGGGACCACGGUUCCGAUGACUCGUAGUUUCAACCAUUUGACCAAAGUUUACUUCGAAUAUUAGAAUUAAGAGUGAAACUGUAUGACUGCAGAGUACGUAAUUGUUAUGUGUAUAUAUUUUCCAAGUCAUGAUCUGUACUUCUGUACUUCAUCUGAACAUAAUGCCAGUACAAAAAUAAACGAUUUUACCCAUUUACUAA